Molecule: messenger RNA, 2363 nt
Organism: Oldenlandia corymbosa var. corymbosa
Lineage: Eukaryota; Viridiplantae; Streptophyta; Magnoliopsida; Gentianales; Rubiaceae
Source: the annotation of a GenBank genome assembly
GUCAUAGAAUCCGAAUCAACUAAAACGCGCGAAUCCUUUUCAGUUUUCACUUUCCUUCCUUUCCCCACCACUAACUACGUGCUGAGACAUUUUUCUUCCGCUAUAAAUAUGCAAAUCUGCUUCACUUUCUUCCAUAUCCUAUCCUACUUUUUAUCUCUCCCUUUCUCGCUCUGAAUCGAAGAAAAGUAAUCUACUCCCUACAAACCCAUUAGUACUCAGGAUGGCAACUGUGGGUGACAUCCGUGAAUCUCAGGGCUCUCAGAACAGCCUUGAUAUCGAUGCCCUCGCUCGAUUUGCUGUUGAAGAUCAUAACAAAAAACAGAACGCUCUGUUGGAAUUCCAGAAGGUAGUAAAUACAAAAGAGCAGGUGGUUGCCGGGACAAUGUAUUACAUUACUGUGGAGGUGAAAGAUGGCGAUAAGAAGAAAGCUUACGAGGCAAAAGUUUGGGUGAAGCCUUGGAUGGAUUUCAAGGAAGUCCAGGAAUUUAAGCUUAUUGGUGAUGUCUAAAGUUCUUUAAACUGGCUUAGUACAAAAUAAUGCCCAUCAGGAGCUUAUAUCUAUCUCAGUUGGAAAACACUUGAACCACAUUCGAACCUCCUACACAGUCGUUGAUGGUGGUUUCAGAUGCUGUUAUGUUACUACUUACUACCGUGUGUUAUCUUAGUUGGAAAUGGCGUUAAAUUAUGCUAAUAUAAUUUUGCAUCAGAUUGCCCGGAACUUGAGUAUUGCAUAUGCUAGGUUUUAUGGAUUUUGUACUUCUGUUUUUCUCACUCUGAUCAUCACAAGGCACAAUCUGAUUAGUUUAAAGUUGUGUCUUUUAAUUAGGAUUGGAGGGAUUACUAAUGAAACUUUUGUUGGAAAACAUUAAAAAAAAAAAAAGAAAAAAGAAGAAUCUUGUCAAAUUUCACCAUUGUAGAAUCAAUUCCAAAUAGAAGUUUGAGGGCUCUUCAGCCAGCCUAAACUUGUUAAACUAUGUAAAAUGAUCACAGGUCCAUUAAACUUGUGAAACUACAUAAAAUAAUCAGAAGUAUAGUAUGGAGGAUUAGAACUAUAGGUGUGGAUGGCCAUUAUGGUAAAGUUGGGAUGGAUUCCUGGGAUGGAUUUUCAAUCUAACUCCUGGAAUUGGAGAUGAGGAAACUGUCCUGGUCCAGCGAAUCAGGUAUAUCCCACAGCAAAGAACGAAACCUAAAUUAGUAGAGACCAUGUCGGAUGAGAAGAGUACUCCUCCACCUUUCUCCGGUGCCAUAAUGAAUCGCAGAAAUUUUUAUAUAUCCUCAAUACUUCUAUCUCUUAUUUACUCCAUGGCUUAUCUUUCUUUUCUUUUCUUUUCUUUUUUUUUUUUUUUUUCUCGAGAACCAUUUUCAAAGCCAUUGCUUCUUAAGAGUUUGUCAAUUCAAGACAGCUUAUUGUUGUAAAAUUUGUUUUGAGCCACAUCAUGAACCAAUUUCCCUUUUUAUUAAUGGCGUUGUUUCCUUUCAUCAUCAAUUCUUUUGUUUAGUAGUAUUUCGUGCGAGUCCUGGCCAGAAACUAUGAUUUUUGGGUAACACAAUUAUAGUCCUUAAUGAAAAAUAUAUCACUUCUAUUAAUUUCACCUAAACCAAAUUUUUUUUUUUUUUCACCUUUCUGCCCCUCUCUUAACGUCACCAGUCUCACUUCUCAUUACUAUUUCAAUUUCUCCAAAUCAGUUUUAAUCAAUUAAAAUAGAAGGGAAAGGAACCUAAAACCUAUCUGAGGGGCUAGACUAGAAGAAGGUAGCGGGAAGAGAAAAGGGAUUAAAGAAAGGGAGGAAGAAUUAAGGUAAUUGGGUUUUAGCUUAUAAUUCUUGUAAUUAUUGUUGGCUUGUAUUUCAGUUUGGUUUAUUGAGGUGGUGUUAGAAGUAGUGGAUUGAAAUGGGGAGCUACCGGGUGUCCCGUUAGUUUAAUCUAGCUGCCUGUUUGAUAUUUACUGUCAUUGAUCAUUUCCAACCGACUCAAAUGUAAUAGAUUGGUUUGGAAUUGAGGUCUAUGGCCAGAAAACAGAGGGGAAACAAAGAUGGUUGUUUGCUGUUACUAUUGUUUUGUUUUUCAAUGAUAAUGAUUUGUCAAACAUACUAUUCGUGUUGAGUUGUUAAUCGUCGUGUCAUCAGAUUCUCUAGUCCAAUUUGGUUGAAUUAAGUGCUAUAGGUGAAGGGUAGUGGUGAUGAAGAUAUCUCCUUUAAAAUUAAAGGAAAAAAAACAGAAUAGAUACUGUGAUGAUGAUGUUUCUGUUUUCUUGUUGGUCAUGACUCUGCUGUUGUUUGUUAAAUUUUGGUGCUGUGGGGACGGGAGAGAAAAUGGUCUGAUUAGAUUUUAGGGAAUAGAAAAGAGAGGGAGCAGAGGAGCUU